Molecule: messenger RNA, 1996 nt
Organism: Exophiala viscosa
Lineage: Eukaryota; Fungi; Ascomycota; Eurotiomycetes; Chaetothyriales; Herpotrichiellaceae
Product: Sec1-like protein
Exons: 1
Coding region: 119-1891 (590 amino acids)
Biological process (GO): vesicle-mediated transport; intracellular protein transport
Cellular component (GO): Golgi membrane
Source: RefSeq, a predicted model, not a curated record
UGGUUAUCUCACAGGCGACCCGAACAUGCGCCCUCUACCGUGCUUGGGAGAUGCGUGAUGCAUGCUGAGUGUUAUGAACAACUGACCACCACCAUAUCGCAAAACAACAUCCGCCAUCAUGGACGUGGCAUCGGCGGUCCAGAACUACAUCUCCAAGAUCGCAGGAGUCGGCGAAGGCGCAGCGGCUACACAGUCCUCGAAGAUGAAGAUACUGUUGCUGGACUCGAGUACAGUCUCGAUAGUCUCCACCGCCAUUACGCAGUCAGCACUCCUCAAACACGAAGUCUUCCUCAUCGACCGGCUCGACAACCCUGCACGAGAACGGAUGCGGCACCUCAGAUGUCUAUGCUUCGUUCGGCCCUCCCCAGACUCGAUACAACUUCUCAUUGAUGAGCUGCGCGAACCAAAAUAUGGAGAGUACAAUAUCUAUUUCAGCAACAUCAUCAAAAAGUCGUCUCUAGAACGUUUGGCAGAAGCGGACGAUCAUGAAGUGGUCAAGGCUGUACAGGAAUACUUUGCCGACUAUAUCGUGGUCAAUCCGGACCUAAUGUCGCUGAACAUGUCAUUUCCGGCGCAGCGACUCUGGAGCCACAGUCCAGACAUCUGGAAUACGGAUGCCCUGCAAAGGACAACAGAAGGGGUGAUUGCACUGUUGUUGUCGCUGAAGAAGAACCCUUUGAUACGAUAUGAGAAGAACAGCCUCAUGGCCAAAAAGCUAGCAACCGAGGUCCGAUAUCAAAUCACCCAAGAGGAACAGCUGUUCGAUUUCCGGAAGACGGACACCCCACCAAUAUUAUUAAUCUUAGAUCGAAGAGAUGACCCCAUAACACCUCUACUUACACAAUGGACCUACCAAGCCCAGGUACACGAAUUGCUGGGCAUCCAUAACGGCAGGGUAGAUCUCAGCGUCGUGCCGGAUGUCCGGCCAGAGUUGAAAGAAAUUGUCCUCACACAAGACCAGGAUCCGUUCUUCAAGAAGAACAUGUAUCAGAAUUUUGGCGAUCUAGGCGGAAGUAUCAAAGAGUACGUUGAUCAGUACCAGACACGGACCAAAUCAACGGCUCAGAUCGAAUCGAUAGACGAUAUGAAACGCUUCGUUGAAGACUAUCCCGAGUUCCGCAAGCUGUCAGGGAAUGUGUCUAAGCAUGUCACGCUGGUCAGUGAGCUGAGUCGCCGGGUUUCGGCUGAUUUGUUGCUGGAUGUAUCAGAGCUCGAACAAAGCCUGGUAUGCAACGACAAUCACGCUACAGACCUGAGAACGCUUCAACAACAGAUCCAGAACCCCAACAUUCCAGCCGACAACAAGAUCCGGCUGGUAGCAUUGUAUGCAAUCCGGUAUGAACGAAAUCCCAACAAUGCACUCCCCGUGCUCCUCGACCUCCUCACCACUGUUGCCGACAUCUCAACCCAUAAACUCUCUAUAAUCCCAAAAGUACUUGCAUACCACCACAGUCUGCAGCCGGCACCCGUUGCUGGUGGGUUCACCGACCUAUUCGAGUCUGCAUCGUCACCGUUCAGCCACUUCCGACGUAACUUGAAUCUUAAAGGUGUCGAGAAUGUCUACACCCAACAUUCACCUCGCCUCGAAACAACUCUGCAGAACCUGAUCAAAGGACGUCUGAAGGAGCUGCAGUACCCCUUCCUCGAGGGCCAUACCCGGGACAAACCACAGGAUAUUAUCGUUUUCAUGAUAGGCGGAGUUACGUACGAGGAAACCAAAAUGGUGGCUCAGGCGAAUGCCUCUGUACCUGGCGUGAGGAUAGUCUUGGGCGGUACUACAGUGCACAACUCAGCUACAUUCCUUGAAGAGGUUGAUGAUGCUGUGGGGAGCUGGCCUGACCAGGCUCCGGCGACUGCACAAGGGAGGCUAGGCAAGGCUGUGGGAAGAUGAGGCUAGAGAAUGUGCACGCGAUGAGACGAAGUCAUGACUUGAGCUGGACACGCUUGGCUGCUGACGAAGCGAUGAUUUUCGCUAAACACAGAUGAAAAGCUUUCA